GCCAGUUCUCUUUUUUUUUUUUUCUUCUUCUUUCUUUCCUUUUUCUUUUUAUUCUACCUUUUUGUCUAUCAUGUCUAUUAUUAACGAAUCCUCUAUUCAAACUACUUUUGAAUAUAUUCAAAAUCGUAUUCCUGAAGAAUUCAAGUCUGUUAAACUAGGUAUCAUUUGUGGCACUGGUUUAGGUAGUCUGGUAGACACUAUUGAUCCUUCCACCAAGGUUGAACUUCAUUAUACCGAUAUUCCCGGUUUUGCAGUCAGCAAAGUACUUGGACACGCCAGUAAGCUUGUGUUUGGCCAUUUAGGAGAAGCACGUACACCUACUGUGUUUAUGGUUGGACGAUUCCACUUUUAUGAAGGACAUUCUAUGCAACAAUGCACACUUCCUGUUCGCGUAAUGAAGCUUCUUGGUGUGGAAACUUUGAUUGUGACAAAUGCGGCUGGUUCGUUGAAUAAGAAACAAAAAGUGGGUGAUUUGAUGAUACUUCAAGAUCAUAUCUUCUUACCUGGAUUGGUAGGUUCUCAUCCUUUGGUAGGUCACAAUUUGGAAACGUUCGGUACUCGAUUCCCUUCCAUGUCAGAUGCCUAUAGUUAUCAUUUGCGUCGUUUGGCCUUCAAGGCUGGUCAUCAAGUUGGAAUUGAUUUGGCAGAUAUGCAUGAAGGUGUCUACUGUAUGGUUUCUGGUCCUUCUUUCGAAACAUCUGCUGAAUCUUGUUUGUUGAUGAACAAUGGUGCUGAUGCUGUCGGUAUGUCAACUGUUCCUGAAGUCGUUGUUGCUCGCCAUUGUGGUAUCCAAGUCUUGGGAAUCUCAUUGAUGACCAAUGCGGUUGUCAUUUCACGUGGAAAGAACGCGAAGAAGGAAGUAUUAUCUGAUUUAGGUUUACCUUUCGACCAUAUUGUGGAUGAAGAUAUCGAUCGUGAUGCUGUGGUUGCCAAUCAUGAAGAAGUCUUGGAAACAGGAGCUGCUCGUGCUUUGGAUAUGCAACGUUUAGUCAAGAAAAUUGCUGAUUUAUUGUCGGAGCAAUGAUAUAAAUCAAUUUACUUGGUCUGAUUAUUAUUAUUUAUUAUAUAUAUAUAUUGGUUGUUGUAUUGAUAGAAAUGUGUAUAUAGAUUAUUAUUUUUUUUUUUUUUUACUUUUUAUCUUCU
Molecule: messenger RNA, 1143 nt
Organism: Halteromyces radiatus
Lineage: Eukaryota; Fungi; Mucoromycota; Mucoromycetes; Mucorales; Cunninghamellaceae
Product: purine nucleoside phosphorylase
Exons: 2
Coding region: 71-1024 (317 amino acids)
Biological process (GO): nucleoside metabolic process
Cellular component (GO): cytoplasm
Molecular function (GO): purine-nucleoside phosphorylase activity
Source: RefSeq, a predicted model, not a curated record